AGCAUUUUGAACCAUGUCGUGGCAUAAGAAUCUCACAGAUCCAAUAACCUCUAAAGCAGUAGCAUCGGUUGAAGCACCGCUGGGGUUUAAUGAUCCCGUUAAGGCUAAAUCUACGGCACAUACACAGCCCUCUCAGAGCCAGUUGGAGGAGUUGAAGAAGAAGAAGAUUUGGGACCUUGCGAUUGGUCCUGGAAAGCAAAUUCCGAUGAACCUGUUCAUGUCCUGGAUGUCGGGUUCUUCUCUCCAGAUCAUUCCAAUAACUAUGACUCUGAUGUUGUUCAAGAAUACAAUCAAUGCCAUAUUGAGCACUAACUCAAUGUUCAAACCCCUGGAAACAAAGAACAAUUCAAAUGAUAUCACACUGGCAAAGAUUGUAUAUUUUGCCUUAAACAUGGUGAUUAUCGGUAUAGGUCUCUACAAACUGGAUACUAUGGGCCUGGUGCCUCGUAAAACUGGUGAUUGGUUAAGCUGGGAGGAACAAACAAUUUGGUCUAAUGUUGUUGUUUAGUUAAAUCAAGUGAUACUGUUUAGUCUUAUGU
This is a messenger RNA of Williopsis jadinii, 539 nucleotides long. It is a transcript of the gene EMC4, whose product is annotated as chaperone EMC4. Bases 14 to 508 code for a protein of 164 amino acids. NCBI's taxonomy places the organism in Eukaryota, Fungi, Ascomycota, Saccharomycetes, Phaffomycetales, Wickerhamomycetaceae. Gene Ontology annotation, biological process: protein folding in endoplasmic reticulum. Gene Ontology annotation, cellular component: EMC complex. The transcript is spliced from 3 exons. The record is from RefSeq and is a predicted model, not a curated record.